CCUGCUGUCCACCUGCUUGCCCGCUUUGUAUUUCCUCUUCUCUGUGUGGCUUCCUUCCCCCACCUCAUUAUUGUUAUUAUUAUUAAUUUCCACCCAUUUCCUCGCCUCCUUAUAGCUGGCUCUCAGAGUUCUUCUCUCUGCACUUUGUUUUUAUACGUUUCUCUCUCUCUCUCCUGGGGCUUUUUUAAAAGCACCUUCCCACGUGUCCCUCAGGCUUCACCUGGCAGCUCUCUCACCCUCAUCUACUUUUUGCAGAAGGUGCUGUGCAGCCCCACGUUGCAGCAGCUUUAAAGAAGUCCUGGUCUGUGAGAUGCCACGUGCACUGCUCCCCCCUCCCACGGCCCUCAUUUUUUCCUUCCUUUUUCUGAGUGUGUAAAGGUCAGGGAUGGAGAUGGCCAAAGGGGUCUCUGGGGGACCUGGGAGCACCUUUUUGCAAAAAGGCACCUGUGAUGGUGGUGGCUCAGGGCUUACCCAGCACCAAAGUCCAGUCACCCCAUCUCCUCCUCCCUUACCAGAGGGACCUCAAUCACAGUCUGUCGCAUCAUUCAGUAGGGAAGGCAGAGAAAGCAGUGAGAUUCAGGUGUCCAUAAUUCUGCCAGUUUACAAUGCUGAGUGUUGGCUGGAUGAAUGCCUGAAGUCUGUUCUGGAGCAAGACUUCCAAGGUUCCAUGGAACUAUCUGUUUUUAACGACGCUAGUAUGGACAAUUCAGGAAAUAUAUUAAAAAAGUGGAAGGUUCUAUUGGAAGAAGCAGGCAUUCAGAUGGUACUUGGAGAAAAUGAUUCAUCACAGCCACGAGGAGUGGGCUUUGCUAAAAAUCAUGCAAUAGAUCAGAGCUCGGGGACUUAUCUGUGCUUUCUGGAUUCUGAUGAUGUGAUGAUGCCCCAGAGAAUAAGACUGCAGUGGGAAGCUGCUAUUCAGCAUCCAGAAAGUAUUAUAGGUUGCCAAAUUGAGAGAGAGCCAGCAGAGGCAACUGAGCGAUACACUAGAUGGAUCAAUAAUCUUUCCUGUGAGCAGCUUCUUACUCAGGUUUUUACUUCCCAUGGACCAACUGUAAUUAUGCCAACUUGGUUCUGUUCCCGAGAAUGGUUUUGUCACGUGGGCAGAUUUGAUGAAGCGGGAAAGGGCACCCCAGAAGACCUGCUGUUCUUUUAUGAACAUCUCCGAAAAGGUGGUGGAGUCUUUCGAGUCAACCAGCGCCUCCUUCUGUACCGUUACCAUCCACAGGCGGCAACCCAUUCAGUCCUAGAGGGAACCAUCUGGACACACCGUGUCUUGUUUCUGGAAGAGAGAAUCCUCAGUCGGUGGACUUCCUUCACCAUUUGGAAUGCUGGCAAACAGGGAAGGAAGCUCUUUAGGAGUUUGACUCCAGCUAAUCAGAAAAAAGUGACUGCAUUUUGUGAUGUGGAUACAAAUAAAAUCUCAAAAGGAUUUUAUACUUAUGAAGAAUCUAAGGAAAAUCCCAAGCCCAGAAUCCCUAUCCUACAUUUCAGAGAUGCUUCCCCACCUUUCAUUAUUUGUGUCAAGUUGGAUUUGACAGGUGGACAGUUUGAGGAAAACUUGAAGCUGUUGAAUCUGAAGGAAGCUGUGGAUUAUUAUCAUUUUAACUGAAGAAUGUGGUGCACUGGAAGGCUUUAUGUUGCUCGACAAACCAGAGGAGACGCUAGCCUGUUUCUGCCCCCACCUCCAAAGGAAUUCCUCAAAACAGGUAUUAGUAAAUUAAAAGGUGAAAUACUACUUGUAUUCCCUUAAAAAAAAAGGUGGAAUGAUGGUGGAAUGACAGCAAAGCUUAGUAUACAAGCUAAACUCUGUUCUGUGAAUGCAGCUCUUGAUCUGAAGGUGUACAGAAGGAGUUUCCCACAGAGUUGCUAGCAUUUCAAGGUUGUCACUCCUUUGCACUAUUCACACAUUGUAAAGGAAUAGCAGGAUGAGAUCCUGCUGAUCCAUUACAACCUGCACAUUGGGGGGAAAUGAGACAAGUCACAACUGUGAGGAUUCCCCACCCUACCCCAGCUAACACAUUGAAAUGUCUAACAUUGUAGGGGACACACACCCAAUUGUUCUUGCACUGUUUUUUAGAAGGGUGCAUUUACAGUCGGCCUAUGUAUGAAGAAGUGGUGAGGGCCUGUGUAAUUCCAGCAUGGGCAGGGGCAGCUGGAGGCUCCUCUAAAGUAAAGCCCUGCUAUGCUGUGUGAUGCAUGUGGUUUAUAUGCAGGCUUAAAGAGGCUACACAUUAUCCUCAGGCUAGGUAAAAGUCGAACGUGACAAUUAGAAUAUAAUUUACAUAAAUGUGCUUGGAAAGGGUCUCCAUUAUAUUCCCCCCCCCAUUGUGAGAAUAACUAGCCAUUUAGGGCCCUCCUGUUCCAUAGUAGUGAAGUCCAUUGUGAUAACAAGAACUACUUCUACAUAACCUUGCUGGUUGUUCCUCUUUAUCAGAUGCUUCUGGCUACAUGCGUA
Podarcis raffonei (Aeolian wall lizard) is the source of this 2455-nucleotide messenger RNA. It is a transcript of the gene B3GNTL1, whose product is annotated as UDP-GlcNAc:betaGal beta-1,3-N-acetylglucosaminyltransferase like 1. The record is from RefSeq and is a predicted model, not a curated record. NCBI's taxonomy places the organism in Eukaryota, Metazoa, Chordata, Lepidosauria, Squamata, Lacertidae. Bases 386 to 1609 code for a protein of 407 amino acids. The transcript is spliced from 12 exons.